Messenger RNA from Chironomus riparius, 1497 nucleotides. The record is from the annotation of a GenBank genome assembly. Lineage: Eukaryota; Metazoa; Arthropoda; Insecta; Diptera; Chironomidae.
AUGCUAAGGAGAAUUAAAAAUUUCACUCGAAAAUUUCAGACAGAAAUUUUAGUAAAAAAUGACAUCAAGUCAAUGGAUAUGAUGCCUGGCCCGAGAGGCUUUUUGGGACUCGGAAAUGUUUUUAACUAUACAAAGCCAUUCGGAAAAUAUUCUUGGCUUGAUCUUCAUAAAUCUGGAAUGGAUAAGUAUAGGAAGUAUGGAUCAAUAGUGUGUGAAAGAAUGGUACCUGGAUUUUCUAUUGUGUGGCUUUAUGAUCCAAAUGAUAUCGCACAAAUCUUUAAUGAUGGAAUUGGAAACUUUCCAUGCCGGCGAAGUCAUUUAGCACUACAAAAAUAUCGACAGGAUCGACCAGAGACUUAUAGAAGUGGUGGUAUUUUACCAACCAACGGUCAAGAAUGGUGGAAGCUUCGAUCUGAAUUUCAAAAAGGUUUAUCAUCUCCACAAAACGUCCGCAAUUUAUUACCCCAGACUGAUGACAUGGUUCGAGAAUUUAUAAGUGUUCUUCCGUCACGUUUUGACAACGACUGUACAAUUCAGGAUUUUGUUUCGGAGCUUGAAAGAUUAAGUUUAGAGCUGACGUGCCUGAUUGCAUUUGAUCAAAGAAUGAACAGUUUUGCAGAAGAGGAAAGAGACCCAAAUUCUCGGACAUCAAGAUUAAUAAUAGCUAGUGAUAAUUCAAAUGAUGCUGUACUUCCGACUGAUCAAGGUCUUCAGCUAUGGAGGUUUUUUGAAACGCCUACAUACAAAAAAUUAAGAAAGGCUCAAGAAUACAAAGAGAAAAUUGUCAUUGAAUUCAUUCAGAAAAAGGCUUACCAAAAAGAUAAAGGCAAUUCCUUACUUGAUCAGUAUCUUAACAAUCCAAACAUUAAUGUUAAGGAUAUUGUUGGUAUGAGUGCUGAUCUGCUACUUGGAGGCAUCCAUACAACUUCAUUCUCAACUUCCUUUGCUAUGUAUCACAUUGCUCGUAAUGAGCGUAUCCAAAAUUUAUUACAUCAAGAGGCAAUGAAAGUACUUCCAACAUUUGAUGAUAAAGUCACCACACAAGUCAUGAACUCGGAAAUUCCAUACACAAGAGCUGUAUUAAAAGAGACAUUCAGGUUGAAUCCAGUUUCUAUUGGAGUUGGAAGGAUUUUGAAUCAUGACACUAUACUUGGUGGAUAUCUUGUGCCUAAAGAUACAACAGUUGUCACCCAAAACUUUGUUGCUUGUCGUUUAGAAGAAAAUUUCUCAGAUCCUCUAACAUUCUUACCUGAACGAUGGCUAAAGACAAACCAUCAAAAGUCAAACAUUCAUCCAUACUUAGUCAUUCCAUUUGGUCAUGGCAUGCGAUCGUGUAUUGCAAGGAGACUUGCAGAACAAGCUAUUCUGACUGUUGUGUUAAGAAUUCUUCGUGACUAUAAGCUUGAAUGGAAAGGAUGUGAGGAACUAGACAUAUCAACAAGACUAAUUAACAGACCCAAAUCAGAUGUGACUAUAAAAUUCAUCAAACGUAAUUGA